Apis dorsata (giant honeybee) is the source of this 1425-nucleotide messenger RNA. Its product is annotated as facilitated trehalose transporter Tret1-like. The transcript has a single exon. Gene Ontology annotation, molecular function: transmembrane transporter activity. The record is from RefSeq and is a predicted model, not a curated record. Gene Ontology annotation, biological process: transmembrane transport. The coding region runs from base 1 to 1425 and encodes 474 amino acids. NCBI's taxonomy places the organism in Eukaryota, Metazoa, Arthropoda, Insecta, Hymenoptera, Apidae. Gene Ontology annotation, cellular component: membrane.
AUGGUGAUCACCGGCACGGUUCAAGGAUGGACAACAGUCUCUCUGCCCCAAUUAAAAAACGGCACCUACGACAACUUACCAUUCUCAAUAACGAAUGAAGAGAUAUCAUGGAUCGUCUGUUUGAAGGGGAUCGGUUCUAUAAUCGGCCGACUGUUAGCUUACAAUUUGGUCAACAUGAUCGGUCCUAAAAGUUGCCUCCUGUUAUCCUGCCAAUUUUUCAUCUCAGGUUGGUUCCUCGUGCUGAACGCGACCACCUUGCCAAUCUUGUGCAGCGCUCGAAUAAUUCUCGGCAUAGGCGUCGGUAUAACCAAUACGGUGUACCCUACGUACAUAUUGGAAAUGGCGGACAGCAACGUGAGAGAUGCCUUGACCACGUUGUCCGUGACGAGCGUACCUUUUGGAUCGUUGAUGAGCUUCUGCAUAGGAUCCUUCGUGAGCGACGCGACCCUCGUCAAGAUUCUUCUGUACCUAUCGAUAUCCUCCAUCCCGUUGCUCGCAAUUUUCCCCGAGAGUCCUCUCUUCUUGACGAGGAAAGGUUGCAUAACCGAAGCUUGCGAAGCGAUAUCAUUCUUCAAGGACACAUCUAACCUACACGAGGCGAGAAAGGAAUUGGUGUUCCUUCGAAGGGCGCACUCGAGCGACGCGCGAAAAUACAGGUACAAGAGCGAUCGAAUCACGAACGAUGAAUUACGAGAGGCGACGAGCAAAGGUGGAAAAAGUUGGUUGAAAAAGUUGCCCCUAAUACUAUUGCCGAACAACAUAUACGCUCUGUUCAUUGGAUUCCUAUUGAUCACGGUGCAACACUUCAACGGUUAUUUCUGCAUCAUGGAAUAUUUUCUGAUAAUAUACGAGAAAAAUAUAAUUGACGCAGAUGUAAAUACAGGGAUGAUACUGAUUCUGAGCACAGCGCUCGUAUUCGCAUUUUACUUCGGCACGACGUUGAGAAACGCGAAAAGGCGAGGGCGUAUAAUGCAAUCUACGAUCCUGUGCAUGUGCGUGUUAAUUAUAUGGGGCCUCGAUUUUACGUUCUUUAUUAGGAUUAACAACGGUGAGAACGUAAGUAAUCCGAUAGUGUUCGCAAUUUUGUACCAGAUAACGUUUCAAUUAGGGUUAGGGAUGAUACCCAACGUUGUUAUCGACGAAAUAUUUAGCCCGGAAUUGAAAGAUGUAGCUGCUAUCGUCGUGAUGAUUUACGACGAUAUGCUUUAUUUCGUCCAGUCGAAAAUGUACCUGAAUUUUAACGAGAAUAUUGGAAUCGAUAUGGUGUAUUAUUAUUUCGGGAUAUCGUGCUUAUUUUUCUUCAAGUUUAUUGAUCUUUUUAUGCCCGAGACGAGAGGUAAAACGAACCGUUUGAUACAAGAGAUCCUAAAGGAGGAUCUCACUUAUAUUUUAGGAAUUUAUAUGCUUAUAGACUUAAUCGACUAA